GCCGCCUCCGUCCGGGCUGCGGCCCCUGCCGGUUACAUAACUCGUUGCGGGCUCCGCGCGGCCCCACUUCCCGGCUCCCGGCGACCCCAGGAUGCGCUGAGCCCCACGGCGUCGUCCGCUGCCGCCGGCUCCCGCCCGAGGUGUGAAUGACAGAGGUGGUGCCAUCCAGUGCCCUCAGCGAGGUCAGUCUGCGUCUCCUCUGCCACGAUGACAUAGACACCGUGAAGCAUCUGUGCGGCGACUGGUUCCCCAUCGAGUACCCAGACUCAUGGUAUCGUGAUAUCACCUCCAACAAGAAGUUCUUUUCUCUUGCUGCCACCUACAGGGGCGCCAUUGUGGGCAUGAUAGUAGCUGAAAUAAAAAGUAGGACCAAGAUACACAAGGAGGAUGGAGAUAUUCUAGCCUCCAACUUCUCUGUUGACACACAAGUUGCGUACAUUCUAAGUCUGGGAGUAGUGAAGGAAUUCAGAAAGCACGGCAUAGGUUCCCUUUUACUUGAGAGUUUAAAGGAUCACAUAUCAACCACCGCCCAAGACCACUGCAAAGCCAUCUACCUACACGUCCUCACCACCAACAACACAGCAAUAAACUUCUACGAAAACAGAGACUUCAAGCAGCAUCACUAUCUCCCGUAUUACUACUCCAUCCGAGGGGUCCUCAAAGAUGGCUUCACCUACGUCCUCUACAUCAAUGGUGGCCACCCUCCCUGGACCAUCCUGGACUAUAUCCAGCAUCUGGGCUCUGCAAUAGCGAACCUGAGCCCCUGCUCCAUCCCACACAGGAUCUACCGCCAGGCCCACAGCCUGCUCUGCAGCUUCCUGCCGUGGUCCAGCAUCUCUACCAAGGGCGGCAUCGAGUACAGCCGGACCAUGUGACACCAGCCAGGCAGCCUCCACCAGGCCCAACCCCUCAGCACCCUGCAGAACCCACCUUCCCAGCCAUCUGAUCUUGGCUGUCCUUUGCAAAGGAGCUGCCAGCCACCUGCCAGGCCCGUUGGCCUGCCCCACCUGCAGGCCCGGUGCUACAUGGGCUCAGGAGCAGAGCGUCACGGGGUGCCCCCAGUUUCCGACAGGCUGUUCCAGCUCUCCUUCCCUCUCUGGAAACCUCCACCUCUGUUCCGUGCCCUGGUCCUGCCUCCAUGUGUACCCACCAGACCUAUGAGCUGGAGUGUGGCACCAGUCACUGUGGUCUGCUUCUUCUGCUGCCCCAGGAACAAGAGGACUGGAAGGGACGUUCCUCUUCGCCCCCUUACCAUCCUCUUCCCCUCCACUGCCUGUUCCUUCCAGCUCCUUCCUCCAAAGCCAGAAUGAACUUCUGCUGGCAAGGAGGAACCCAAGUGUUAUGGACAGACUUGACCCUAAAGACACAGGAACCUCAGAAUAACGAGGGGGUGAAUUAAAGGGAAUGCCAGACCCUUGUCCAGAACCAGCCCGAAGAAGCCAGGGUCGGGGAGGAGCAGCCCCCACCGCUCCACGAAGGACUGGCACGUGGUGGGCAGAGCAAGGAGGCUUUUCAUCCAAGCUCAGAGCUCUGGGGCUUAGCUCCCUGUUGAGGAUGGUCAGAUAACGCGACAGUUCCCCACUCUUCACUGGGAGGCUGAGUCCCCCAGCAGCCUCCCACUAUGGGCUGCGUACUGCCCUGGACAGCGCAGAACUGCUCAUCGGAUCGGGGCUGCUCCAUUCAGCUGAACUGCCACAGGGAGCAAGGCUGAGGACAGGGGCUGGUGAGCUUCCCUGGGGUCCUCUUCCCCCAGCCUCCCAACUCCCCCUGAGCUGCAGCUCCGAGGCCUGGCCACAUGCAGACAGGAGGAAGCUGAGUGUGAUCAAGUGGGGCCUGGCCUUUGGGGCUGGAGGCAGUCACGUGCCUUGUGAUCCCUCAGCCCCUCGGGGCAGAGGCAGGAGAGGCUGUGAGUGCUGGGAAAUGUGCGUGUGGGCAUCACUUGCUUCUGGCAUCCCUUCCACCCUCAUCCCCCAAAGCUGCUUGCUGCCUACCCUGCCCUCCAGAGUCGAGGGGGUGGCGCAGAGUCAUGCCCAGCGUUGCUGCAGGUUCACAGAGCCAUUGCCACAGUGCACCAGCCUGAGAGCAGGAGAAGGGGGAACAGCCCAGGCAGGGGGCCUCGGUGACUGGUAUCCUUCCCUCCCUCAGAACGGCCCAGCACAGGGCUCCUCUGGCCUCACGGUUCUCGAGAUGAAGCUGAGUCCCGGGCAGGAAAAGCAUUCCUCCCUCAGCCGCUGACUGGUCCCCACCUCUGCGCUGAUGUUGGCAUCGUGCUGAGGCCCAGAUCGGUGUCCUCUUCAAUCUGAAUCAACGAUGAUCAUGUGAUUUUUAUUUCUGCCCCGCGGGGUAAGGGAAGAGUCUUCCAGAAGGUUCUGCCUUGGACAUUCAUAAUUCAGCUCAGAGGCUUCACCCUGCCCCUCCCUCCCUGCCUCCUAAUCACUGCAGUAUCCAGCCCCAUGUUGAAUGGAUUGUAGUGUUUUGUCUCAUUACAAACAAAUAAACAGACUUCCAUUGGUCACA
Equus caballus (horse) is the source of this 2517-nucleotide messenger RNA. RefSeq names its product N-alpha-acetyltransferase 60, NatF catalytic subunit (gene NAA60). The record is from RefSeq and is a predicted model, not a curated record. Lineage: Eukaryota; Metazoa; Chordata; Mammalia; Perissodactyla; Equidae. Gene Ontology annotation, cellular component: Golgi membrane. Gene Ontology annotation, biological process: N-terminal peptidyl-methionine acetylation. Gene Ontology annotation, molecular function: protein-N-terminal amino-acid acetyltransferase activity; histone acetyltransferase activity.